This is a messenger RNA of Eupeodes corollae, 341 nucleotides long. RefSeq names its product omega-amidase NIT2-like. Gene Ontology annotation, molecular function: omega-amidase activity. Gene Ontology annotation, biological process: L-glutamine metabolic process; oxaloacetate metabolic process. The record is from RefSeq and is a predicted model, not a curated record. The coding region runs from base 5 to 322 and encodes 105 amino acids. Gene Ontology annotation, cellular component: mitochondrion. The transcript has 2 exons. NCBI's taxonomy places the organism in Eukaryota, Metazoa, Arthropoda, Insecta, Diptera, Syrphidae.
UGAUAUGAUGGUGUAUCCUUCGUCCUUUUGUGUUGCUCAUGGUCUCAUGCAUUGGGAAUUGCUGCAGAGGACCCUUGCCAAUGAAAAUCAGCUCUUUGUGGUUACAGUUUCGUCUUCACGCGAUGAGACCGCUGAUUUCGUUUCAUAUGGACACUCGAUGGUUGUGGAUCCAUGGGGCAGAGUGAUGUGUGAAGCUGGUGAGGAACGUGAUAUUAUAAUCGCUGAUAUUGACUUUACGAUGGUGGAUGAAGUUCGAAAGCAAAUUCCAAUAUAUGGACAAAGGCGAACAGAUAUUUAUGAUACCAUUAAAAUUUGUAAAUAAAGUGAGGGAUUAAAACGGA